This is a messenger RNA of Rhincodon typus (whale shark), 15307 nucleotides long. RefSeq names its product WIZ zinc finger. The coding region runs from base 1 to 7689 and encodes 2562 amino acids. Gene Ontology annotation, biological process: regulation of transcription by RNA polymerase II. The record is from RefSeq and is a predicted model, not a curated record. Gene Ontology annotation, molecular function: RNA polymerase II cis-regulatory region sequence-specific DNA binding; DNA-binding transcription factor activity, RNA polymerase II-specific. Lineage: Eukaryota; Metazoa; Chordata; Chondrichthyes; Orectolobiformes; Rhincodontidae. Gene Ontology annotation, cellular component: nucleus. The transcript is spliced from 12 exons.
AUGGAGAAAAGUAGCAAUCAGGAACUAAUAGAAUGGGAUGAAGAAAUGCAGACCAACGUCAACAAGGGAUUUUGCAGCCCUGAUGAUGUGCUGAAUCUGUCUGGAGAUCAAAUGGACAAUGUUAGACUUUCACAGCACGGUUCAGGAGGUGAUGACAGCAUCAGUUUUGAUGUCCAUUGUGUGACUAAUUUGGAGGAGAUGAAUGACAGGGCAUCACGUGAACAGCACCUCAGUGUAUCCAUUGAGGGUGUUAUGGGUGCCGACUGUCUGAGGACACCUCUGAGCUCGAAGACAGAGGUGGAAUGUGAAAACCAAUUUGAGGACUCUUCUGGCACUAAACCAGUUAGUCCAUUGGGGCAACAAGGCAACGUUGGGCACAUUGAAGCAAUUAGCUCUGAAGAAGGUCCAAUCGUCACCAAGCUUGAGCCCGUUCUUACACACUCUGUCCUCACUGAGAACUUGAGGACUUUUGGUGAGAACACGAGGGGCCAAUUGAAUAACCAUACAAGCUCUUUUUCUGCUUGCCUGCCAGACAGUAUUUUAGAUGGAAUAAAUCUGAAUGUGUCAGAGGUUGGACGCAGGGUGCUGUUGGCACCGUAUACCCAAAAGGAGCAUGACAUCCCCACAAUGAAUACUGUUCAGAGUACUGCCGUAGAUCGGAUAUUGUAUGGGUUUGAUUUAACAUGUGAACGAGAUGGAGACCAAUACUCUUCGUUAGAUCAGAUGACCUAUGAUUAUGAUGUGACUUGUGGAGAGGAAGAAGUGCAAUACACCUCUCUGGAUCCAGUCUCCUACAGCUUUGACGUAUCCUGUGAGGCUGAUGAAGAUUUAAACACUUCAGUAGAUCCAAUGUCGUAUGAGUUUGAGGUUUCAUGUACAAGAGAUGAUGAGGAAAUACCAUGUUUUAGUCAAAAUUCCCUUGACAGUGGCAAAAAUGUAGAUGAUCCAACGGCAAGUAUCAGCUGUGAAAAGGCUACCAACAAUGCAUAUGGUGCUGUCCAGUCAUGGCCGAGUACAGAGUUCAUUAUUGGCUCACUUGAGCAUCAAAGCAGUGUGGAAAACUCUUCCAGUGUCUUAGCCUUAAGGAAUGAAGGCAGCUGCAAGAGAGUGGCCGUGACUGAGAUUUCUGUCAAUGUGCCUCGAGACCAAAUACUGCCAACAAAAGACGUUCAUGAAAGGGAACAAGUCCUGACAAGCUUGGGGAAGGAUUGUAUUCCUGCAGAAAUGAAGGAAUAUCCUGCCUACUGUGAACCAGGACCUGUACGUUACCAUGAGCAUCUCAGUACCUUGCAGGACAGAGAACCCAGUCAGUCGGCGAUGGAUGAGCGCUUCAGUAAGCAGCGUGAUGGUGGCAGUGUAGAACCAACCAAUACCUCAGUGACCAAUUACACUCUCAGCCUUUGUCAAGCUGCAUCGUGGGACUGCUCGAGUGCAAUCGGUACAGACUGCGUAGAGGAGCUUUCCCAGUUCUCUGCUAAAUCCUCUGUAGAGCAUGGCAUGGAAUCUUCACGGGCUACCUCAGUUCAGUCGAGCCAAAGGUCGUCAAGCCUCGAGGGCUGUGACAAGCUUGACGUUCCAGGCAUGCACAGUGCAGAGAGGCCCUGCGUUGCUAGCCAGGUGGUCCUGGCUACUGAAAGGGAGACAGAGGCAAUUCAGUCAGCAGCCCCUUUGUUUGCUGCCAAUGCACAAUUGCCUGAUGAUAAAGAGAUGCCUCAGGGAAGCACUGCCAGCGCAAACAGGAAAGCCUUGAAUGCAUCUGUGCUGGUCCAGACAGGGCCGAAUGUUAGCCCUGCAAGAAGGGAGGAGGUUGCUGGUGCCGCUGAUAUGUUGUCUUCGGCUGAUGCCUCGAGCCUGGUGUCGGCACAUCCUUCAAACUCAGGGGAACUCUCCAAUCUAACCUCAAUCUCAAUGGAAACCAUAGGUAGACCAGAACCAGAGACCUUUCAAGCAGGAAAUCUGAACAUAGCAGAAGGACGAAUGGGAGUGAGCAAUAGCUCUGACUCAGAAGGAACAUCCAAGGUACUCUUUCCAGCUGUGAAUGAGGAGCAAGCUGCCUUUGAAGAGUCAGCAGCAUUGAGUGAGCCAGUCUGUUCUCCAAAGCCACUGGCCACAGUCACAAGCUUAGACCGAAAACAGGAGUUGGAACAAGUAGAUGAUUGCUUAGGACUGUCAAAAAAAGACAGCAAAAAAACAUAUUUGGUUUCAGGGAAGAGAAGUGAAAAGGAGGAGCAAUUUGCCAAAGGGGUAGAAGAGUCUAAUAGCAAAGAGUUGCCAAUAGAAUGCAAAGUAAUCUCCAGAGAGACCUCGGCAGCUUUGACUGCUUUGGAAUCAGAAGAAACCUUCAAGCAAAGUCUGGACCUUUCAAGUGAGCACAGUAAAGUCAGUAAAUACCUGAACGUCAGUAGGGAUUACCGAGUGGAUUGUGUAAAACCAUUACUGACACCUGUGAUGGGGCUAAUGCUGCCCAGUGCCAGCGUCGGGGAGAAAGACCCUGGGGCGGCACCUGCUGUGGUAGCAACAAGGAAUCCUGUGCCUUUGGGUGAACCAUCUCUUUACACUUGCACAAAGUGUAGCGUCUAUUUCCAGGACAGGGAGUACCUACACAGGCACAUGCUGGACCACUUUGACGGACAUGCCGAGGAAGGAUUUGCAGGGGGUCCUCGCCCGUUCACCUGCCAUGAGUGUGGCCAUGCUUUCUGCGACCUGGCCUCUCUUCAGACACACCUGAGUCUCCAUCAAGAGCGCAGGGCGAGCUUCAUGGAGGCCUUCCAGGAACUGGCUGACCCACGGGGCGAAGGGCAUGGGGCCAGGCAGCAGGCCACCUUUGGGACCAACCCGGCGAAGCUACCAGGGGAGCGGGCUGAGGUGCAUGCCCUCAAAGUGCCUCGCCAGUGCCAUCUCUGCCAUUUCCAGGCAGCCACGGCUGAAGGAUUUCAGGAGCACCAGUGGCGCAACCAUCCAGGCGGGAUGGAGAAGAGCAAGACUCUGCGCACACCCAGUCUCGGGUUGCCAACUCAGACCGCCAACUCAGAUCUGCGGCUGAACCAGGAGUGUCCUUCCUCUAAGAGAGUUGAGAGUCUGUAUAAAGAACAGAUGAAACUCAGCCAGCAACACGUCCAUCAGCAAAAGUCAGGCUGCCCUCCGACAAGGCCACUAUGGCCUUCUGCUGGCCAAGGAGCUGAGGAUUCGUACAACCAAUCCAGCAACUGUGAGAGCUCUCCACGAUUCCUGCCAUUGAAUAAUCUGGGUGAUGGCAAGCUGGAGAUAGAGUCAUUGCCUUCAACUGCAAGAGGACCAUGUAGCUAUGAAGACAACCGCCCUCUGAUCUUUGAGGGGGAGCAAAAGGGCAAAACCAUCCUCGAUGUCCCAGAAGUGGAGAUUGCCAAGUUGAAAACUCACUCGGCACUGGACAUGACGAAGCGGGCUGUGCUGCAGAAUACGCAGUUCAAGUCACCAGUGGGCGUGCCCAAUUACACGGGUUUGUGUGAAAGUACAGGAACAAACAUCCCUCCCUUGCCCAGAGGAAGCUUUGCUCCACAACAAGGGGCUGUUUGUUCCUCUCGUGACCAGCUAAAGAACAAAAUAGAGGUAGGUGGAGAAUAUCAUGCCAGUCAAAGAACUGCCCUGACUUACAGGAAAAUUGUAAUAGAUCACUUUGCAUCCAGAAUGGGCACUGGUGGACCUUCAGUCCACAAAGAUAUCGUGAGGUUAAAGUCCGAUUUGGAGGACACUGUGGGAAAUAAAACUUGCUCUGUUUCAUUUGGUCCGCGAGACAGUCUCAAGCAGAAGACCUCAGGCUUGCCAGGUCACCGAAUUCAAAUCUGUGACACUACAGCUCUUCCUACUAAGAAAGGAAGGAUGUCUACAAAUCCAAGUGCCACCUCUUGCCGACCUAGAGCAGUAAGAAAGUGCACAAAAGAGCUGCUUAAGACUAUCAAUAUUCCACAAGAUCUGUCAGUUGACCAACGUCAGCAAUUAGUGAGAAUGACUUCUAUAAUAUUACUUGAUAAAACAGAAAGUCAGUCAGCAUGUGACUCUGCCUUGGAAGAAAAGGUGUUGGGUUCUUCCAUGGAACCCAAGGAGGGUCAGCUGCAACGUGAACCCGGGGCGAGCCAGCUGCAACGUGAACCUGGAGUGAGUCAUUUGCAACAUGAACCCGGGGCAAGCCAGUCCCAACACUUGGGAAGACGUUCCCAAUAUGAGCCCGGGGAGAGCCCAUCUCAGCGUGAGCCCAACUGUGAUGAAAGGGAAUUAGCUUCUUCUGUGGAAGUGGGGUUAGACAAAGGCAUCCUUUGGGAAGUGCCCAGUGAAGAUUUACCACUAGAUCUGAUGAAAAAGUCAAAAGACCUCUUGGGCAAGAAUUUAUUACGCAUGUUUCCACUGGAAGAAAGAGAGUGUCCCUACUGUCCAGAUAAAUUCCACACUGGGAUAGGUUUGGCCAAUCAUGUACGAGGGCAUCUUAAACGAGUUGGCAUCAGUUACAACACCCGGCAUUUUAUUAGCGCAGAAGAAGUUACAGCAAUUGAAAAGGAAUUCUCAUUGCAGAGGCUGAAGAGGAAAGCCCUGAAGAUCCGCGGCAGCGCGGUGGAAAGGUGCAACCUGUGCAGCGCCAACUUCGACUCGCGGGCGGGGAUGUCGAGCCAUGCCCGUGCCCACCUGCGAGAGCUUGGCGUGAUGUCCUGGAGCGCCACUAGCUCCCCCAUCGACCUGCUCAAUGAGCUCCUUCAGGAUCUGGCCCCAUCCAGCCUGGCCGACAGCCAACCCAGGCUGGACAGCGGCCCCUGGAAACCCACCAGCUACAGGUCCGGAGUGACGACAUCAGACGGGUCAAACCCCCGUCCACUUGUGCGACCGUUCACCUCUGCAAAUAACAGUUCACCGCCACUGAGAAACAAGGUGAGGCCUGCGGUCGGCUGGUCGAGCCUGGGCUGUAACGGUCGCUUCCUCCCUCCCGCGUUCUCGAUCGGUUGCGCGGCGCUCGUCCCCGGCCUGGCUGCGCGUUCUCUCCGUCUCACUCCUAAGAUGGCUGCCGCCGCCGCUUCGUCGUCGUCUUCCUCCUCCUCCUCUUCCACCGGCUCCAAUCUGGAGAACCUGACAAAGGCCGAGCCCCGGGAAUGCCCGACGAUGAAAGAAGUGGACGGCCCUGGCGAGGCAGUAAACAGUGAACACAUAAGCUGUCGGUUGUGUGGUGCCUGCUUUGAAACCCGGAAGGGGCUGUCGAGCCAUUCUCGAGCUCACUUGAGGCACUUUGGAGCGGUGGAUGUGGAUUCUAAAGGAUCUCCGAUUGAAGCUUUAAAUGAAUUCAUUAAGAAAAAAGGGAUUCAGAGUGCUGUGUCAUCCAUGUUGCCAAUAAAGAAAGCACACAGCUACCCUAAGAUGUCUGCCCUCAAAGCGGAAAGGACCAAUUUCAAGUUAGGAACACCUGUCAACAAGAAAACAUCACUAACGUCCCCUUCAGUGUCACCACAGAAGAAGCUGAAGCAAGUCACUAUGAGUGUGCAUAUGGAAUCUGGGAUUUCUCAGGCUUCAAGACCUAAUAAUGAGCUGGCUGCUGAAACUUAUUGGCCAUCAUCACCUAUAAAUCUGUCAAUUGAUUCAGCGCCUAGCAAAGAGACGCGUUGUGAAUUUUGCGGUGAUUACUUUGAAAACCGCAAGGGGCUGUCGAGUCACGCGAGGUCACACCUGAGGCAGUUUGGGGUGACUGAAUGGACAGUUAACGGUUCGCCAAUAGACACAUUGAAGGAGCUUAUGAAAAGGAAAAUGCAUCCUCUCGACUCGCCUAUCACACCUGAGCUCAAAAUGCCCUCAAAGCCAGCACCAGUGCAGGCCCUGCAGAGUGAACCUUUCUCGCCCUCUCCGGGUAAAUCAUCCAAGUUUAGCCUGACCAUUCCAUCUGUCAGGCAGGUUCCAUCAGCAUCACUAGUGCCGAAAAAGGUUCAGGGGCAAUUUUUCUCCCCGCCAUCACUGAAAAAACUGAAGCUGACCCCACUGAAAAAGGUGAAACAGGAGCACUUCACAAUAGAGUAUAAUCCUGAGGAAUCAGCAACCUUGCUGAAGAGCGACAGUUAUUUAUCCGAACAAAUGUGGUCAUCCAGCGAAGAUACCUCACCUCUUCGUUUAACAGUUGACCAACCCAACAAGGAUGUCCGUUGCGAGUUCUGUGGUGAAUACUUUGAGAAUCGCAAAGGGCUAUCGAGCCAUGCCAGGUCACAUCUGAGACAGUUUGGUGUGACAGAGUGGACUGUGAAUGGUUCACCAAUUGAUACGCUGAAGGAGCUGAUGAAGAGGAAAGGAAAGCCUGAGCCACUUAGCCAUGAAUCAGUGCAGCAGGAACUGCAACGAGAUCCUGAAAACUACCUGUACGAGGAGAAGCCAAUUUCUAAGCCAUUCGGUCAGCUUAUUAAGUCAUCUGGCAAGGAGGUGCAGCAAAAGCACCUGACAUCCACAGCAAGAAAAGUGUUAACUUAUAUGCCCAGCAGCCAACAUGCGACUGGGUCACCACUGGGCAAGAAGAUACCUAUGGGUUUUGUGUCAACUGCACCACUAAAGAAACCCAUGCUAGAUGAUAGAAAUCUGACACCAGAAUUGAAACCCAGCUAUGCUCCAGGGUCAGGCUUGUUUAAGCCAAAGGCCACAUGGUCCCCGCAGGAGAAGGUGGCAACGAGUCCAGUAAUAGCCGCAGAUACUUGCUGCGAAUUGUGCGGCCACUACUUUGAAAACCGGAAAGCUUUAGCCAGCCAUGCCAGAGCCCAUCUCAGACAGUUCGGGGUGACUGAAUGGCACAUCAACGGUUCACCGAUAGACACCCUGAGGGAAUGGAUCCGCCAGAAGCCCAACAUUGGCACGGGUGCUUCCCUGAACUGUGUGCAGGACCGCCCUCUUCCAAAACCCAUCAGAAACAAUAUCAAAUCUGUGGUUAAAGAGCUGUCGGGGGACCUGUGUUCUCUGCCAGGGGGUAAGACAGUGAAGUUGGAGCCAGUGCAGCCCAAAACAGUAGAGCUGGGGUUUCCGGCCUCACCGGUACAGAAGAAUCCAGAGACAGAAAAAAUGCCUCCGACAGAGUGCUACAUCCCCACAGAUCUGAGCCAAGGCAGCAUUACUGAGUGCACCCCGAGCUCCUCUAUGCCAUCUGAGGACGAUGAGCCACAUCCAAAGAAAAAGAGAAAGCACCCAGUCAAGUUAGGAACCUGUGAGUAUUGUGGAGUGACACUAACCACGGGUGUAGGCCUCUCCAACCAUAUGCGUGGCCAUCUGAAAUCUGGAUUGAAAAGGAAGUUACCGAGUCUGUCUCAGUUUGAGGAACUCCACGAAAAGGCUGAACCUGCACUCACCGACACAUACUGUGAGCGUAAGCAGCAUAAGCCGGUGGUAUGUACAGCGAACGUGUCACCAAAACGUGAGGAAGGGAAGGAGACAAAAACAUUCAGGCCAAAAUCAGAGGAACCAAGACCCCCACGAGUGAGACCUGUGAUCUUUCCAGUGCCGAAGCCCGAACCCAUCUCACUGGUGAAGUUUAUAGGAAACAUCUACACUCUGAAAUGCAGAUUUUGUGAUGUGGAGUUCCACGGUCCGCUCUCGAUUCAGGAAGAAUGGGUGAGACAUCUGCAGCGACACAUCCUGGACAUGAACUUUCCAAAGACGGAGGCUGCCCGUGAAGAGAUCUCUGUGUCUACUGACACAGGGAAAUAGGCCAAAUCUGCUGCCUGUGUGGAUACUUGGGUACACUGGGGGCAGAAUGUCCAUUGCAGUCUCUCACAAAGACGCACUCGAUUUUAUGUUCUAGUUUUAGUCAAGUUUGGAAAGAUUCUUCUUUGCCUUGAACGUGUAAACCUCUGUGUAGUAAUGAAAGUAUCUGCCUUAUGGUGAUUUCUUUAGAGUAAUUCUGCAUUGGCCUCACACACUUAGAAUGUAAAAAAAUCAAUUUAGCCCUGAUUAAUUUCAUACAAUGUAAAAUCAGUUAGGUACCCAGUGCACUUCAGGGGAGUGGCAGUGCUUGAUGAGGGCUGCACAGCAUUGUAUUUGGCAUUUAUAUAACCUGAAUCAAAACCACCGUUUACUUAUGAUCCAUUUGAUACCACUGUCAUGCUCCCGGGUAAUGGAUCAAUCCCUCCCUUGGGAGACGAGAAGGAAAGCUCAAGGUGGAUUGUUAAUAAUUAUUUUAAAAAUCCAUCUUUCAAUGUUGUGCCAUUUUUCUUUAAACCACAGUGUAGCAGGUGUUUCUCACAGUGAGAAACACUAUUCACUGUUUCUCAUAUCAAGGCCAGCAGGGGAAGGAAACAAAGCCCAUACGCAGGUAGCUGCCAUAGUGUGGAUCAUUGAAUGAGGGCAGAACCAAAUAAUUACAGGGAGGCGAUAUGGACAUUAUGCAGUCUAUGUACCGUGUGAUUGCAAGUCUUACUGGUUUCGCGUUGGGCUGUGUGUCAUCCAAACCUUGCAGAGAAGAGGCCCAACUAUACAAGGCUGGUUCAGUAUUAAACAAUGUGCUGUGAUGUACCUAGGCUUUGAUAUGGAGGUUAUUUUGCAUGCUGUCAGACUGUAGUCACCGAUCAGAGGUCAGCAGUGCAAUACAAUGCAGAACCAUAAGCGGAAAGUUCACAGUAGGUGUGCCAGCAUCUGAAAAGUGGUAGAUUAGGACUGUUCUGAUUGGCUUGUCAACACAGCACUAAGUAGACGUGUCUGUUUCAAUGCAGCCUACAGAAGGGGAUCUUGGAUACUGUAGAAUGUCCCAGCUUAGCAAGAUCGUAGUCCUAUUGGGAAAUUGAAUAGUUGCUGCUUGUAUUCCAUGUCCUCAAGGUUUUUAUGACCACAACACUGCAGCUGAUGCAAUUUACCAUCAUGCCUGUGCAUAGGUCAAGCCACAUUCUUCAGUGGGGCAGCUGUCAGUGGGCAUAUGGCUACAGGAAUGGAUUGGACAGUCUGAAAGGACAGGCUUUUCCUCCGACUCUAAGAACUAAAUUGCAUUUUUUUCAGUAACAUAUUUAUACUCAUCCUUUUGGGUGCUUCCUAAUACUUAGUUGCUUUUUUAAUAUUUGGCAAAGGACCUAUUUGUUUUUAGAAGUGCUUUGGUCACAAAGUGGCAGUACAUCUGCACAUAAAAAUGUAAGUGUAUAGUAAAACUGUAAAGAUGCUUUCUUUCCUCUUUCAUCCUCUUCUAUAUGCUGGAUGAUGGUUGAUUUUUAGCUAGUUAUAAAGGCAGGUUUUAGAGUCUUUAGCUGUGUUCCUUUUCACAGCUGAGAUCCUCUUGGCAUCUUGUGGUCUGACCAGCUGAGUUGAAGGCUUUGAGAGAUGCCACUUCAGGGCACUUGGGCCUUGGAGGCCCUGCAGCCCUUGCUGGGCUGCUCCCCACAGAUGCCAUGUUCGCAUCACUGCCUCAGCGAAUGUUGAUGGGCUUACUGUUCCAUCUCUGUAAAUGGCAACACUUCCAAGUGUCCUUCCUGCUGCUGUGACAAUGCACCAGUCACUGAUUCUCUGCAAACAAGAUAAUGUAGCUGUGGGGAGGAAGGAGAAGGGGAUCUCUCAAGGCUGCUCACUAGGAAGAUGCUCAUUAAACUCCAAUUCCUGUCCUCUUCCUCCUCCGCUUACCACCAAAUAAAAAUCCUGUCUGUCUGAGGACCACCUCUUUUUUGUUUUGAAAGCGGGAUACAAAAGGCUGUUUUGUUCUGCUAAAGCUGUUCAAUUUAAACCUUAUUGUUUGUGGUCACUUUAUAUUUGCAGUGUUGUGAUGUGAGUCUGUGCAUCUAAUGCAAUUGGACUCCCUGUGACCAAAAAAAAUCUUGUUACCUGUUUGUUCCUGUGACUGUGUAUUGUUGUAACAUGGAGUGUAAUGAAAUAUACCUUCAUAACCAAAGGUGCUAUGAAAUUGGUUGUUUGGUAUCCCAGGAAUAAGGUUUGUUUUUGAGAAUGGACUGCCGUGUCAACACAUGUACAAAAGCUCCUUGGUUGAAUUGGUGGAAGUUCAGACUUCUGUGUCUUGUUUAAAUCAUUUUCACUAUUCAUUUGGAUGCAUAUAGUUUUAAUAUUGUGCUUUUUUUAAGUGUAUUAAUGUGACUAUGCUCUAGGAAAGAUUACAUUCAGUGCAUUUUAACAUCAUGUGAUGCUGUUAAUUCAUUACCUAAAAUUGCUACCACUGCCAAACCUGUUGUUCUUGGUGCUGCUUUCUCGUGUUACGUACUCCUGCAAAAUAUUUGGCAUUUGCCCAGGGAGACAUAAUCCAUCAUUGUAGAAUUAGGAGCAUCUCUUUGUUAAUGCUCACCAUUGAGUUUAACUGAGAGCCUAAUGGUUCUGUAAAGCUUGUGUGAAUCAAUCCUGGUUCUGGUUGCUGCUACAUGUCCUCAGAUGCUAAGUGAGUCUGUGUGAUUGUGUAUUUGGAGAACAUGCAUUGCAGAGUUGGCUGCAGUUCUCCACAGGUUCAAAUGUUGAUUGUAUCCCUGGUUUUAAAAAUCAAGAUUAAACUCAGAUCUUGAUUACAUCCUUGGUAUUAAAAAUCUAGAUUAAGCUGCAUCUCUCCACAAAUGCCGGGGCAGUGAGCAGGCAGGUACUAUUGGAAACACCAAAAUGCACCUUUGGAGAUUUUUCUUUGGUGCGUCUGAUUGGCAUGAGCUGUUUUGCAAAUUCCUAUUAAUGUUUCAGUGGUCAGUCUCUAAAAUGCUGUAGAAAUGACUAGUUCAUACCCCAAAAUUUAAUGAAAUAUUCAGGGUCAUUGGCAUUGACUGUUAAUACUGUUUUUGGGGAUUGAAGUGUUUUUGCAGGUCACUGUUUAGUGUGCAGAUGAGCCUUGUGAUGGAGUUGAAGAAAUUUAGACAGCGACGAAGGAAGACUCUUACAACCAGCUUAGAAAACAAUUGUACACGUUUUGUUUUUCGAAGAGUCUGAGAGGAAUUUUAAAAGCAUAUUUUGGGAAUCUGAAUACUGUGUAAAGUUUCUUAGAGCAGGAUGGUACCUCUAAAAUGGUUGAUGUGCUUGUAUUUUGCUGCAAGUUUCUUACUUUAUUGAUGCAGAGGGAACUUCUUAAAAUGCUUACUAUUCCUUGUACUAUAACCUGUUGUUCUCGCAUGUAUUGUUAAAUAUUAUUCUCAUCUAUGUUUGUAUUUUAACCUGAUUUUUUUUAAUACAAAUGUUACCACAAUAUGAAUUGGAUUUGCAUCUUGUGUAGCUUUCAAUUUCUUUGUGCUCAUAUUGAGAUGUUUCAAAAGUAAAUGUCUCUUGUUUUAGGGUGCUAGUUUUAAACCAUUUCCUCUUGCACCAUCAGUUCACCAUCUGGCAGAAACAUCCCACUGUAUGGCCUCUGUCCAAUUGGGGUUGGAUGAUGGUACGUUGCCCUUGCAUAUGAAAGAAAAGUUGACAUUUGUUAAUUUCUUCAUUUCUCCCCCCUCUCAACUGAAACAGGUAGAUGCCCGGAUUGGGUUUGCAUGUCAUAGUGAAUGGUGGAAUUCUACAAUAUGUGGUGGUAGUUUGUGGGUACAGAGUAAUGUUACAGGGAACUUGGGAAUCAAGCUGCAUUACUGUCAAGUAAGUGGUUGGUAAUUGCUUUUAUUCAAGUUAUCUAAACACUGAUCUGAGAAGUAACUACGGUAUUUUAUGUGCAGGUAGGGGGAUAUUAAUCUCCAGGUCAGCAUAACCCUUUUGAUAAAAGAUAAUCCAUGCAUUGCUUAGUCAGGAAGAGCAAAGAGCAAACAAAAGCAAAGUAGAUUAAGGGAGGGAUUCCAGACUUUGGGGGUACCGAGUAGCUGAAAGCAAAGCCACCAACAGUGAGUGAUCAAAAGUUAAUCUUUGAGUAAAUUAUUGUGGUGUUCUUUGUUGGAUUGAUCAUCUGACUCAGCCUCUGCAGAAUUUCACUGGGCUCCACAAAGUUGUUUCAUUUUGAAUGUGCCAGCCAUUUACUAUUUCUGCAAAAUAAAUAAUGUGGUACUGUUCAGGGUCCUGGAAUUCAACUCCAACAAUCCUGUCAAAGCACAGAGUGAAUCCCCAGUAGAGCACAACCAGUAAAUGUAACCAUUCUUCUUUCUGGUUUGUUCAGGACUGUGCAAUCAUAAGCCUAGUGCUCACCUUUUGUUAGCUUUCUCUAAUGGCUCAUUGCAUAAAUUGCCCUGUAUUUUUUUUUUUGCAGGUCAGAUUCUAAGUUGUUUCAGAGAUAGUAGGAACUGCAGAUGCUGGAGAAUCUGAGAUAACAAGGCUGAAGAAGGGUCUAGGCCCGAAACGUCAGCCUUCCUGCUCCUCUGAUGCUGCUUGGCCUGCUGCGUUCAUCCAGCUUUACGCCUUGUUAUCUAAGAUUCUAAGUUUAAUUCCCAGUCUCUGUUGAACAAGUUACUCUUGGUCAGAACUCGUUAGCUUUUCUGUUCACGAUUCGUGGAAAUUUGGCAUGUUACUUUAGUAGCUGAGAACAGGAUUUGCUUCAGAUAAUACCUGGUGACUCUAACUGCUGAAAUCUUGUCUAGUUUUAUCCCACACCCCAUGCAGUGUUUAAAAUGUAAAACUGGUACUCAACUGCAGUGAAUCUGAGCACAUUCAAGAUGGUUGCAAAACUGGACAGAAACGUUUUGUCUGAAAUGCACAUAACAUUUCUUAUGCAGGCUGUAGAACAUCCACUCUCCCAGUUCAAAUAUUUUCCCAGCCCCCUUGAAUCGCCUGGUUAAUCGGUUGUAGUGGUGGGGGAUUGAGGGUCAUUAAAUGAUGUAUGAUCUAUGCUAGUAUUUAAGUGGGCAUGCCAUAAAGCAGUCUGCCUCUUGACACAAAGUUAGCUGAUUAAUUAGUGUUCUUGGGAUCCUCUAACUAGGCACAGAUUUGAGGGCAGACUGAUAGCCCACCAUCUGGAAUAUUUGGCAUGCGUCUAUUGAGUAAAUGACAUGGGAAAGUGAUUUCCAAGAACUUUUAGAAAGUUCAAAUGCAUAGCUUAUGUAUCUUUAUACUGCAGAGCCUGUACUUUUUUCUCUUCUACUUCUACUCCAGCUUCCUUCAGUGCUUUGUGGUUGCAAAAAUGGUUAGUAGUUUACUGAUAUUUCUUCAUUUACCGGGACCCUGCAUAUCAUUGCCAACAUGCUGUUGUGUUGAACAGACAUGAGAGGUUAUGCAAUCCAACCUAUCAGCUUUGAGACCCCUGAAACACAUUCUGAUUUAAUUUACCAAGGAGCUUUUAAAGCAUUACUUCACAAAAUUAACUGUCCCUAUUACAAAUGAUCCUUUCAGUGCUUAUUGGCAGUUGUCUCCUUUUUAAAUGCCUGCAGUACAAAGAAAUUUUUUAAAAAUCAUUUGUCCAAACUUUCAGCAGAUGACUUGUUUUGUCAUCUGUAACACACGUCCAAGUUAAUAUUUAGUGUCUCAAAUGCUGAUUAUUGGGGAAUGUGCACACCUGACUAGCCUGUCAGGUACCUCCUGCUUUUAUUAUUUCUCCAAUUCAAAUGGUUCUGCAGAGUAAGAUCAUAAUCAUAUGUGUGUUAACUAUGGUAGACACAGAAUUGACAGUUUUUGAGAGAUACCAAUUGGAGCUAUGGUAUUAUUUUUAAAUCCCCUCCCCUGUCAAUCUCGUAUGCUGUUGUGAAAACAAGUUGCAGUGACUUCCAUUAAAUAACCUGGCAGACACGUGGUCAAAAUACUGUUGCUCCCCUGAAAUUUCUAAUUCUCGCUAAUGUCAAAGGACGCAUCUUUUCACAGGGAGUCAUGGAUUAUAAUCUGAGUUGAACAUGGGACCAUAAGCAUGACUUGAUGCAGGGUUUGUCAGGUCAGGUUAUGGUUUGCCAAACUACAUUGUCUGAAGAAAUGCUCACAGGUUAGAGAUUUCCCUGAUUAACUAUUGUUUGUGAAUUGGGCAUCAACAGUGAUUUGGUUUCUGUUUGAAGGGGAAUCUGUUUUGCAAAUAAUGUUCAGUAUCAAUUAAUAGAAAUGUAGUCGGUAUGUAAAUAUUAAAGGAUGCAUCAUUUUCUAAUGAACAAUUCCAACACAUUUUUGAAGUGUUAAAGCUUUCCUGUAGGUGUGAGAUGCCCAGUCCAUUCUAUUAACCCAUCCCAUAGUUUAAAAAAAAUCACAUCAGCUUUUGUACAAAUUGUAUUUUACCGGUUAAAAGUCACUUUUACAGUAGGAAUUUUAAUUCAUUGUCUUAGUGUUUCACUGAUGCCAGCUAAGUGAAGUUGCCGAGGAAUAAUUGGACAAGCUUUUUGAUAUUGAAGCAACAAGUCCCACGUAAAAUAAGGAUCUCUAAAGUAAAUGUAACAGGUCUAGGCCUGAAAUUAGCUGAUGCAUUUUGAAGAUUUUAAAUUUUAGUUUCAAUUUAUUGUAAAAUAGUUUUCACCUGUGACUCAUGCUUUCCUUAGCUGUAGUACUUAAAACAAUUUGUGGUGAUAGAACAUAGUCCUGACAUAGAGGUUAGUUAAGCUCCAAACAUUUGGUAGGGGUAUAUGGCUUAAGCUUGAUUUUUAAAAUAAAAUAUCAUGAGCCAGAAUGAGAGUAAAUGGAGUAGCUGCGGCAAGGAUAUAUCUACAAAUGAAAGUUCAAAAGGUGGAGUACAGAAGCUCCCCUAAUGCUGUGUUCUAUAUAGCCUCUGCAUUGAAAUUUUUGCCUCUAAUCACGUGAUUGGUAGAAUAUAGCUGUCAAGCUUAUGCGUAUGAUUUGCUUUGUGGUAAUUCCUAUAGGUAACAUUUAAUUUUCUUGGCCUCUAGGAGGUGCACAAGCAUCUCAUUUGUUGUUUACAAAUCUCUCACUGGUCAUUUCGAAGCAGACAUUCUUUCUUCCAUUCUCCAAUACAUUUUCUAUACAAACAUUUUCCAGCUGGCUAUGUAAAAGACCUUAUUUUAACUCAGUGGCUUUUCUAUUCCCUGUUUCUGUUGGUAGUCAAUGCCCUGUUAAAUAAUUGUUGAAAACAAAAUUGCUUACUCUCCAAAGCCACUCUUCGGCAGCUAUGGUGAAAUUUGUGAUCAAGUUUGACAUGAAGCUUCCAAGUUCAUAAUAAUACACUCUUAAACACUACUGCUGCUCAAUUUGUCCUCUGAGCUGUGUAGUUUCUGUUGCUGGGGUCAGUGGAACACAGUAAGGAGGUAAACAUUGCAUUUUUAUAAUUUUUUUUUAAAAAUGUAUACUUGAUUGUGCACAGCUGUAAAGGACUGUAUUUACUAAUAUUUGUACUUGGGAGUUGUUUAUAAAUUUAGAUAAAGCUUCUAAGAUGUGUAUGCAGCCCAAUUUGACUGAAACUUUUUCACUUUUUUUUGGUUCUUGAACUGUUGAGGUUAAAUAAACCAAACUGGAAGCUGAUGCCUCAAAACUGUUACUGCUGUACAUGUUACUGAAGGUUGUGUAUCCAUUUAAUCUAAAUAAACACUAC